Mesorhabditis belari is the source of this 2037-nucleotide messenger RNA. NCBI's taxonomy places the organism in Eukaryota, Metazoa, Nematoda, Chromadorea, Rhabditida, Rhabditidae. The record is from the annotation of a GenBank genome assembly.
AUGUUGCGUGCUGCUACGAAAGAGUCGGUGCGUAGUGGAGCAAAAUGGGUUCGCUCGAAUUCGACCGGACCUUCUCCCAUUCCUCCACCGAUCCCUUCGCGAACUACUGGCAAAAGCGGGAGCGGUCUGAAGUGGAUGCUCGGACUAACGACGGUUGCUGCGGGAGGAACAAUUGGAUACGCCUAUUAUGAUCCCGAGUUCCGAAACAAAGUGGAGACAACGAUCCCUCAAACGAAAGAUGUAUUCAAUGCGAUCAUUGGGAAACCACAUCAUAAGAUUGCUCUACCAGCUGCUCCAGUAUCAACUUUACAACCUGCUGCAAUUAAGUCGAAAGAAAAAGUGUUACCGCCACUAGAAGUCCACAAGCCGCCACCAGUUGCCAAGAAACCGGCGGUUGAAGUGGAUGCAGUUGAUGUUCACAAGAAAAAUGCCGAUCUUGUGCAUACUAAGCCCAGCGAAGAGCUUGUGAAGAUUAGAAAUAAACAACUGGAGAAUCGGCUGAUUGCUGCCUUACGAGCUGCUGAAACACAUGUGCAAACGGCUAGUGAGGCGAAAUUGCAAACGAUUCGGGCAAUCAACGAUCAUGCAGCCUGUUUGAAGAAAACCGUUGAUGAUGGACCUAACGCUGAUUGGGAAAAAGUGACGCAAGCGUUGCAAAGAGCUGAGGGACUGUCGGCGGUUGAUACAAGAACGGAAGUCGAUGGACGGAAUCAAAUUGACGUUUUGAGAACAGUGAUUUCUGAAGGAAAAUCCGAUCAAAGCACCCUCGCCAAUCCUCUCCUUAUCAAUGCUACGGAGUCCGCUAACAAAUUCCAACAUCAACUCGACGAAUUAAAUAACUUGGUGCACAAGGCACGACAAGAAUCGACAAUUCUAAACCAAUACAAAGAAUUGAUUGCUCGUUCUCGUCAACAAUUUGCUCUUGAAGUAAAGAGUAUUCUGCCGGCUGUAGACCUUGAAGCAAAGGGAAAGAAUUUAAAUGAGGAUGAGCUGAAUGCGCUGAUUGCUCACGCACAUCUUCGAGUUGACCAAUUGAGGAGGCAACUGACUGAGCAACAGCUCCGAGAAGAACAGCACAUCGCUAAAGCCAUAGAACAACAAAGAGUGGCCGAUGAAAAAAUUGCUCAAGAAACGCUACAUAUCGAACUACAGCGAGUGGAGGCACAAAAGGAUGUGGAAGUCGAGAAACAAGUGCUGUCGACUCGUUCAAAUUGGGAGGUAGAACUUGAGGAUCGCUUGAAGAGAGCCGCUGGAGCGCAUUCUGAACAUCUUGAACAAGUGAUUCGCACUCAGCGUCAACUCUUCGAAAUCGAACACAAUCAGAAAGUUGAAGAGGCAGUUCUUAUCGAGCGAUCGCAUCACACAAAAGCUGUCGGGCAGGCUUUGUCAAGAUUAGAAGGAAUUGAAACUGUGCUGAAUAGUCGUGUUGCUUUGGACGCGGAAAAUCGACGCUCAAAACAGUUUUGGAUUGCAUGUCACAAUUUGAUUGACACAAUUGUUCACGGAAGAAAAGCUGGAGCAACAAUGGAUGAACGAAGAGCGCCACUUGGAGACAAUUUGAAAGUGUUGGAAGAGGUCAACCCAGAUGAUAAUUUCGUUUCGACGAUCAUCCAUGCAUUCCCCGAUCAAGCUACAUCAAAUGGAGUGUACACAGAAUUGGACUUGAAGAGUCGAUUCAACAAAUUAUAUCGAUCUGGACGUCGAACCGCCUGGGUGGAUGAAAAUGGGGGAUCGCUAUCCAAGUACACUUGGUCAUAUAUCCGAUCUGUGUUGAGCCUUGAAUUGCCCUACAACUUCAGAAAGGAUGAUAAAUUUGACCCAGUGGUUAUUGACAAUCUUGAGGUGCUUUCUCGGGCGAAAUGGUAUGUCGAGCAAAACGAUUUUGCUUCAGCUAUAAAGUUGCUUCAUUUGUUGCAGGGUCAACCCCGAUUGCUGGCUCGCGACUGGAUCGUGGAUGCUCGGACCCAUUUGGAGACUCGCCUUUUGGUCGAGCUCCUUAUUAGUCACGCCGCGAUCCAAUCGAUUCGCAGCACCUAC